CGGCAGACGUAGUUACUUGGCACACAGUCUCUUGCGAUCACUGCUCGUGAAAGUAUCUAACUUAAAAUUGUUGCAAUUUUUGUUCUCAAAUAUCAAUUUUGUUUGCCUACGACGCGUAUUAAUACACACAUUUUAUAAAUAAAUUACUGUGCUAAUUGACGCACCAACCAAUAAGACGCAAUGGCAUUGAAGAUAGCCUUAAUUGCAUUAUUAAGUGUGGCCACAAGUAGUGCGCUGAGUCUGGAAGGAUUCAAAUGUAGGGAUCACAACGUAAUGACUGGCGAUCCUGUGACGCCAAUACGUACGGUACGUAUCUGUGGUGUGCAGGAUUAUGCGGCGCCGCCAAGCUAUUUGGAUUUUCAAAAGAUAAUGGAAAUUGAGCAGAAAGCACGGGACAACUACGCCACUAAUUCAUAUGGCAGCAACGGCUUUUGGCGCAAUCGUGGUCUUCUAAGGUCACCUAGGCCAUCGUACGCGCGUUGGCCAUUGGCUCCACAGCAAACGAACAACGAAAGCGAGGAGCUACUUUCAACACUUAUCAAAAGUUUAGCAGUAGCGCCUGCUACUUAUGGAGCAGCCAGAAAUAACCCUACGAACUCACGUGAUCUAAUGGAAGCAGAGCGCUUGCUGCAAGAGAAGCUGCGUUCAAUUACCGAAGAUACAAGUGAGAUAAAGAGUUCGGUGAAUAAAGUUGACACUAAUAUUAAGAAUAUACUCGACACUUUGCUAAUGCAAAACGCGAAUCAGCAAAAGGAUAUGAAUGUUAAUAUAAAUUUGAAGCUGGAUCCUGCCUUCGAAGCAUUAUUAAGAGACUUCAUGGCACUAUUCAAAAACGAAGUGAUUAGCGAAGGCAAUGAAGAGUCAACCUCAACUGCGCGCAUACAAGGUAGCAGUGAUGAGAGCUCGGAUGAUUAUGCCAGCUUUUUCUCAACAGCAUAUACAAACGAAAAUAUGAGUUCGGAGGAGCAAGUAACCGAAGCACAAGUUGACAGUGCAGAACUUUCGACCGAACGAGAUGCCACAGAGGAAAUUGAAGAUAUUAAUAGUUGGCUGCGUCUACAUUUCGGACCGAUUGUAAAGACGCCGACAUACGACGAAGAUACAGAUAAUAGCGAACAGGAAAACGAAACAGAGAAACCGGAAGAAAGUUUUGAAUCAUGGUUCAAUGCUAAUUAUCGGAGACUACAUACAACUGAAGCACCAACGGAUUACAAUAGUUUGGAUGAACAGACAUAUAAUUCUCAAGGAAGUCAGGAGCAUGUUCAAAAAGGAAGUGAAGAGAAUAAUAAUCGAUACAUAGAUAUAUAUUCUGAUAAUGAGUUGGACGAUAUAAUAAAAUCUUCCGAAGAAAAUACUGUAAGCGAAGAAACUACAGAGAGCAGUGAAGAGGCCGACAAUAAUAAUUAUGAUGCUGUAUUUGUGCCAACAACAAUGAAUUCUCUAGAAUCAAGCGAAAUAGUUGAACAAUUGGAAAAUGGCGACACAUAUAACUAUGCAACGGCAACUGAUGAACAAAUGAAAACGCAACAAAAAACUCUAUGUGUUAUGAUGGCUUUUCAGUCUAGCAGUAAUGAUUUAGAUCUUCUCAGAGAGAAUCUUGAUAAAUGUAGUACAGAACAUCAAAAGUUUAUAGUAAUUGGUGAUGCAACUGAUGCGAAUGAAUCGAAGAGCAGUGAGGAAACUGAAACCCCACUAAAUGAUUCGAAUGAAUCUAAGAGUAGUGAGGAAACUGAAACACCCAUAGGUGUAUCGAACGAAUCGAAGAGUAGUGAAGAAACAGGAAAUUUUGUAACGGAAUCGAACGAAUCGAAGAGUAGUGAGGAAACUGAAACACCCAUUGGUGUAUCGAACGAAUCAAAGAGUAGUGAAGAAAGAGUAAAUUUUGUAACGGAAUCGAACGAAUCGAAGAGUAGUGAGGAAACUGAAAACCCCAUUGUGGAUUGGUAUAUGUAUGACGAUGAUUAUAAUACAAUAGAUUAAUAUGUAUUAAAAUAUAAAAUGUUAAUUUUUAAUCAUUGUAAUGUUUAAAAGCAAAAUUAAAUUAUGAAAUAAAAAUUAUGAUUCCGAGCAA
Messenger RNA from Bactrocera neohumeralis, 2071 nucleotides. Its product is annotated as nestin-like. Lineage: Eukaryota; Metazoa; Arthropoda; Insecta; Diptera; Tephritidae. The record is from RefSeq and is a predicted model, not a curated record. The coding region runs from base 181 to 1980 and encodes 599 amino acids. The transcript is spliced from 2 exons.